UCGAUUCGUCACGCCAGCAGCAGUAGAACCGCCGUGGUCAACUAGUUAACUUCGCUCUUAUAAUUUUCAGUCAACGGAUUUUGCUUCACUACGCUCUUCCCUCCUCUCCUACUCAGCAGAGGCGUCACGACACCACUGAAGUCGAGAGGAGAGGGGCUUGGAUGAAAGACAAGUGGAUGAAAGACACGUGUACGAUUCGAGUCUCGAGAAGAACAGAUGGUGGGAAAAAUCCCUAAGUUUUUCUCUCCAGAGCCAGUCUGUGAUGGACAUACUGUAGCUCAGUAACACGUGGCGCUCCUAGGCACCCAGCAGAGGUCCAACGUGGGGGACUGGUCUCCGGAAGACUGACCCUGGCCCCUGGGUCAUGACAGAUCCCAUCAUGGACUUCUUUGACGACCCCAACCUGUUUGUGGGAGGGCUGGACGGGUUGGCUGAGGAGGGCUUCCCCCCUGGACCCUCGCUGGUGGAUGAGCUCAACCUCAGCGCAGGCUUUGAGCCUCUACAGGUGGAGCCGAUGGGGGCAGGGAAACACCCCGGGAUGAUACCCACCUCCAUGCCCUCCUCCACCCAACAGAGCAUGGCUUAUGGGCAGCAGAUGGGGCAUUUUCCGGGCAUGAAGGCCCAGAACUCCAUGGGACAGCCCUUCGCUGGCUCUGAGGGUGUGGGUGGUGGAGGGAUGAUAGCAGCACAGCAUACCCAGUUCCAUGGACGCUCAAUUGGUCAGGCACCCCAAUCCAACGCGUUGUUUUCCAACAGCAGCCCCAUGUGGGGCAACCAGGACCAGAACGGGAACCUCUAUCACUCAGUGCCCCAGCAACAACAACAACAACUACAUCAACAACAGCAGCAGCAACUCCACAACCAACAGCAUCACCUCCGACAGCAACAGCCACAGCAGCAGCAUCACCCCUGUCAACAACAACUUCAGCAACAACAAGUGCAGCAGUUACAGCAGCAACACCAGCUUCUGAACCAGCGGCAGCAGCAGCACCUUCAUCAACAGGUAGUGAACCCUCAGUCUCUGCCCCAGCAGCACCACAGCUUCCCCUUCCACCAGGCCAACCAACAGCCAGCAUCCCACAACCAGCAGCGUACCACCGGGGGGACCCAGUUCCACUCCAGGGCUGUGCCUAACUCAGGGGUUCUGGCCACAGCUAAUGUGGAAACCCCCAAUGCCUCGCUGGCUGGAACCCCACCACAGCAGGGUGGCUACCAGCUGGUGCAGGGGACUCAGGGGGCCUUUCCUGGGGUAGGGCCAGAGGACUCUAGCAUGUCCUUCUCCAUGCAGACCUGCUCCCCCAUGGCUCACACCCUGUCCUCCUGCUCAGUGAGCUCCACCACCACCUACCCUCCCUCCCAGUACUCCUUCCCUGGCCAGGGACAACCUGGCAUCUCCAGCCUGAGCCAGCCUCUCUCUUUAGCCCCAGUGUCCAUGAUCCCCACCACCACUCCCCUGCCCUCCUCUGUGCCUGAACUCUCUCUCGUGGGAGCUGGAUGUGCGUUUUCGUCUGCUCCAGGGAUGACUCAGCAUCAUCAGCCCAAACAGGUCCCAGUCAGCCAGGCUGAGGACGAAUGUCCCUUCCGGGCUCUGCGCUGCUCCAGGCAGACCUUAGGGAACUACGAUUCAUCUGAGAUGUUUGGCCAGGCCAUGAGCUGCUACCCCAGUGCAGUCAGCCAGCUCGUUCCAGACCAGCACCAGCCCCAGAACUGUGGAUCUAACUUGGAAGUUACCAGACCUCCGGCCAGCACCACUACCACUAACGGCUACGUGUCUCUAGAGGUUAGCAUGGCAGGGCUGCAAGGGGAGGUGGAGGCCCAAGGAGGGGGCUUUGAGGGCUUGGAGGCUCCGGACCUGUUGGCUGAUGAGCUGCUGCCUCAGCUGGAGGCUGCCCUCAGUCAGCACGACCACCACGACUCCAACUGUUCGUGGACCAAUGGUGGGGAUGGCGAAAGGAAUGGAAAGGGAGAGGAAGAAGAAGAGAUGAAGGAGGAAGAAAGGAUCUCCAUAUCCAUGGACUACAAGAUACAGCCUCCCAAGAACAAGAAUGCUAAUGGUUCCAACAGCCACACAGCAGCGCGGGUCCUCAGCCCCCCGAUGAAGAGCAGCUCAUCCUCCUCGUCUUCAUCCUCCUACAGCUCGUCGUUGGAGAAGCGGGCCCAGCGGAGGCUGGUGAAGGAGCAGGGGGAGCAGCAGCAGCAACUGAUGGAGGAGGCUGGGGAGGACAAGCAGCAGAAGGCUAACAGGAUCAUCCAUGAGGCCAUUGCUAAGGCCCGGGAGAGAGGAGAGAAGAACAUCCCCAGGGUUAUGAGUCCAGAGAGCUUCCCCUCUGGGAGCUCCUCGGCCCACAGGAGAGAGAGAGAGAGGGAGAGGGACAGAGACAGAGACAGGGAGAGGGGCCGUGGCAACAAGACCAGGACCAAGGCCUCCAAGAAAGCCCGCAUUGUGCCCUCGUCCAAGCCCAAACAGAAGGCUAAGAUCGGGAAAAUCGUCAUUAAAUUUGGAGGGAUGAAGAAGAAGAGGGAGACAGAGUCUUCAGAGGAGGAGUCUGAUGAAGAACGCCCGCCUCGAAGAUACUUUAAAGACGAUGACUCGACGCGUCGGUCGAACCGCCAGGUGAAGAGGAAGAAGUAUGCAGAGGAGGGAGAGGCCAGGGUGUCUGAUGAGGAGGUGAAGGUCAUGGUUAAAACCAAGAAGACCAGCACUGCUGCAGCACGCAAAGAGCCAGCACAGCAGCUGUUUGUGGAAAACCCCAGCGAGGAGGAUGCUGCGGUUGUUGACAAGAUCAUGUCAUCUCGAAUUGUCAAGAACGAGGUCGCUCCAGGAGUUAUCGUAGAAGUGGAGGAGUUCUUUGUAAAAUACAAAAACUACUCCUACCUCCACUGUGAGUGGGCCGUAGAGCAGCAGCUGGAGAAAGACAAGAGGAUUCAGCAGAAGAUCAAACGAUUCAAGAUUAAACAGGCACAGAGAGCCCACUUCUUUGCAGAUAUGGAGGAGGAUUCCUUUAACCCUGACUAUGUGGAGGUAGACAGAGUACUGGAGGUGUCCUAUUGUGAAGACAAGGACACAGGAGAGCAGGUAGUGUACUACCUGGUGAAGUGGUGCUCUCUGCCCUAUGAAGACAGUACAUGGGAACUGAAGGGGGAUGUGGACCAGAGUAAAAUAGAGGAGUUUGAGCUGCUGCAGGCAGCAAGGCCAGACUCCCGCAGGAUGGAGCGUCCCCCAGCCAGCCUGUGGAAGAAGAGGGAUCAGUCGAGGGAGUACAGAAACAGUAACGUCCUCAGGGACUACCAGCUGGAGGGAGUCAACUGGCUCCUCUUCAACUGGUACAACAGACGGAACUGUAUACUGGCAGAUGAGAUGGGUCUGGGGAAGACUAUCCAGUCCAUCACGUUUCUGGAGGAGAUCUGGCGUGUGGGCAUCAGGGGCCCCUUCCUCAUCAGCCCCCUCUCCACCAUCGCCAACUGGGAGAGGGAGUUCAGAACGUGGACCCACCUCAACGUCAUCGUCUACCACGGCUCCAUGGUCAGCAGGCAGAUGCUGCAGCAGUACGAGAUGUACUCCAGGGACACACAGGGUCGUGUGGUGCGGGGAGCCUACAAGUUCCACGCCCUCAUCACCACCUUUGAGAUGAUCCUGGGCGGCUGUCCAGAGCUCAACGCCAUCGAGUGGCGCUGCGUCAUCAUAGACGAGGCCCAUCGUCUCAAGAACAAGAACUGCAAGCUGCUAGAGGGCUUCAAGCUCAUGAAUCUGGAACACAAAGCUCUCCUGACAGGGACCCCCCUCCAGAACACAGUAGAGGAGCUGUUCAGUCUGCUGCACUUCCUGGAGCCUCAAAGCUUCCCCUCAGAGAAUACCUUCAUGCUGGAGUUUGGAGACCUCAAGACUGAGGAGCAGGUCCAGAAGUUGCAGGCCAUCCUGAAGCCCAUGAUGCUGCGUCGUCUCAAGGAGGACGUGGAGAAGAAGCUGGCUCCUAAGGAGGAAACCAUCAUUGAGGUGGAGCUGACCAACAUCCAGAAGAAGUACUACAGAGCCAUCCUAGAGAAGAACUUCUCCUUCCUGUCUAAAGGAGUCGGCCAGGCCAACGUCCCCAACCUGGUCAACACCAUGAUGGAGCUGAGGAAGUGUUGCAACCACCCCUACCUCAUUAAAGGUGCUGAGGAGAAGAUCUUGGAGGACUUCCGAGAGGUGUACAGCCCUGUUGCCUUUGAUUUCCACCUGCAGGCCAUGGUGCAGUCGGCUGGUAAACUGGUCCUCAUAGACAAGCUGCUGCCCAAGAUGAAGGCCGGGGGACACAAGGUCCUCAUCUUCUCCCAGAUGGUCCGCUGUCUGGAUAUCCUGGAGGACUACCUCAUCCAGAGAAGGUACCUGUAUGAGCGUAUCGAUGGCAGAGUGAGAGGUAACCUGCGUCAGGCAGCUAUAGACCGUUUCAGCAAACCAGACUCUGACCGCUUUGUGUUCCUGUUGUGUACCCGGGCUGGAGGUCUGGGCAUCAACUUGACUGCUGCUGACACCUGUAUUAUCUUUGACUCAGACUGGAACCCACAGAACGACCUGCAGGCCCAGGCUCGCUGCCAUAGGAUUGGUCAGAACAAGGCGGUGAAGGUGUACCGUCUGAUCACCAGGAACUCUUACGAGCGGGAGAUGUUUGACCGGGCCAGCCUCAAACUGGGCCUGGACAAGGCUGUACUGCAGAGCAUGAGUGGCAGGGAGAACAGCGUGCCGGGAGGAGGGCCGACCCAGCAGCAGCUGUCUAAGAAGGAGAUCGAGGACCUGCUGAGGAAAGGGGCGUAUGGAGCUCUGAUGGAUGAUGAGGAUGAGGGGGCCAAGUUCUGUGAGGAGGAUAUCGACCAGAUCCUUCAACGCAGGACCAAGACCAUCACCAUCGAGUCUGAGGGACGGGGAUCUACCUUUGCCAAGGCCAGUUUUGUGGCAUCCGGAAACCGCACAGACAUUUCUCUGGACGACCCCAACUUCUGGGACAAGUGGGCCAAGAAGGCUGAGAUUGACAUGGACACUGCCAAUGGCAGAAACAGCCUGGUAAUUGACACUCCGAGGGUGAGGAAGCAGACCCGACCCUUCAGUGCCACUAAGGACGAGCUGGCAGAGCUGUCAGAGGGGGAGAGUGACAACGAGGACAAGCCCAAGCUCCGCCGGCCCCACGACCGCCUCAACAGCUAUGGCAGGACAGAGUGCUUCAGAGUGGAGAAGAACCUACUAGUAUACGGGUGGGGUCGUUGGAAGGAUAUCCUGCUCCAUGGUCGUUUUAAGAAGCAGCUGACAGAGCGUGAUGUAGAGUCUAUCUGCAGAGCCCUUCUGGCCUACUGUCUGGUUCACUACCGCGGUGACGACAAGAUCAAGAGCUUCAUGUGGGACCUGAUCGCCCCCUCCGAGGACGGACAGACCAAGGAACUACAGAACCACCUGGGUCUGUCGACCCCAGUCCCCAGAGGCAGGAAGGGGAAGAAGAUGAAGACUCAAUCCAGCACAUUUGACAUCCAGAAGGCUGAGUGGAUCAGGAAGCACAACCCAGAACACAUGCUGCAGGAUGAGGGAUACAAAAAGCACCUCAAACACCACUGCAACAAGGUGUUGCUGCGGGUUAGAAUGCUCUACUACCUGAAACAAGAGGUGAUGGGAAGCCAGUCACAGAAGAUACUGGACGGCGUGGACUCCAGUGAGAUCAAGAUCUGGGUUCCUGAGCCCGACAGCUCUGAGCUACCAGCCCUGUGGUGGGACAACAUCUCUGACAAGUGUCUGCUGUUGGGGGUCUACAAGCACGGUUAUGAGAAGUAUAACACAGUGCGUGCAGACCCUGCCCUCUGCUUCCUAGAGCGGGUGGGCCGGCCAGACGAGAAGGCCAUCGCUGCUGAACAGAGAGCCAAUGACUUCAUGGAUGGGGACGUGGAUGACCCAGAAUACAAGCCUGCCCCAGCCUUGCUGAAGGACGAUAUGGAGGAUGACGCCUCCUCUCCUGGAGACCUGGUUGUCACAGACAACCCUGGAGAGGGUGCUCCAGUGAUGAUGGAAGGGUUAGGUGGAGGAGGAGGAGAUGCAGCCUACUGGCCCUCCUCCUCAGUGCUAACAGCCAGACUGAGACGCCUGAUCACAGCCUCUCAGCGCUACACCAAGUCCAGACAGAUCCUCCACAUCCACCAGACCCAGCACACCACCCAGGUCACACCCUCACUGUGUCCCCUGCCACCCACCCUCAACGACACUAUCAACCCCAAGAUGGCCGCCAAGAUAGAACGCCAGCAGAGAUGGACGAGGCGAGAGGAAGCUGAUUUUUACCGUGUGGUGUCUACCUUUGGUGUGGUGUUUGACCCAGACCUGGGCCGCUUCGACUGGACCAAGUUCAGAGCCAUGGCUCGGCUGCACAAGAAAACAGACGAGAGUCUGCAGAAGUACCUGUGGGCCUUCACUGCCAUGUGCAGGAGAGUGUGUCGCCUGCCACCAAGAGAAGGAGACACAGCGGUGGACCCCUCUCUGUCCAUUCAGCCCAUCACAGAGGAGCGUGCAUCUCGUACCCUCUACAGAGUAGAGCUGCUACGCCAGGUCAGGGAACAGGUCCUGCGCCACCCCUUGCUCUAUGAGCGCCUGCCCCUGUGCCAGCUGGGCUCGGACCUGCCCGUGUGGUGGGAGACCGGUACCCACGACCGAGACCUCCUAAUCGGGGCCACCAAGCACGGCGUCAGCCGCACAGACUACCACAUCCUCCGAGACCCAGAGCUCUGCUUCAUGGCUGCUCAGCGCAACUACAGCCAGAAUAAAGGAGUCCAACAGCCAUCCCAGACCCCUACUCCGCUCCUGAACCCCCCGUACCAGGCUAGUAGAGACCCAGCCUUGGCAGAGUCCCCAGUGCCAACCCCAGCCCUGAUGGAGAGGGAGGACAUCCCGGGGGCAGUGCCCAAAGAAGAACCUCUCUCGGAGGGGGAGGAGCGCAUGGAGAGAGGGGGUCAGAUGGAGGGGGAGAGGUGGAGUCCCCAGCCUGCCCCUCUCACCCCAACAGGGAUAGAGGAGAAGCCUGAUCUGGGGGUGGUGAAAGGAGAGAACGAGAGCCACAUGGUGGCGGCACGGACCAAGCCACUCACACCCAACUCAGCCACCAGGAAAGAGAAGAAAGCCAAUAAAAUAAGUCGAAGAGAGGCCAGACGAGCCGCCUCCGCAGCAUCAGACUCCGACUCGGACGGCUCCUCCUCCAGCUCUUCAUCACGAUCUUCUUCAUCAUCGUCAUCGUCGUCCUCUUCCUCCUCACGCUCCGGAUCCAGCUCCUCUUCGUCUUCAUCCUGCUCAUCAGGCUCCUCAUCUUCCUCUUCCUCAUCUUCAUCUUCCUCUGUUGGCAGUGAGAGUGAGGGAGAGGAAGGAAAGACCAAGGUCCCAACAGUGGCCAUCGCGAAGGGAUUUGACGAAGACAGUGUGGCGUCUCUCAGCACCACUCAGGAUGAGAUGCAGGACAGUCACGUGACAGAGAACGGCAGCAACAACUCACACCACCACCCCUUCCAGGGAGGAUACAUGCUGGCUGCAUCCUACUGGCCCAAGGACCGUGUGAUGAUCAACCGUCUGGACAGUAUCUGCCAAGCAGUGCUGAAGGGGAAGUGGCCGGGGGCCCGGCGGUCGUACGAGGCAGGAGGGGCCGUAGCCUCCUUCUACACCACCAAGCUGCUGGACAAUGCAGCUGCGGCCAACAACAGCAGCAACCUCUGCUCAGCUUCCGCCUCAGCCUCAGAGGACCCCUCUGCCUCCCCUCAGGGUUCAAAGGUGAAGAAGCAUGUUGCAGGAGAAAAGGAGUUCUCAGUGAAAAUGAAUGAACAGGAAGGGGGUCUGAAGCUGACCUUCCAGAAGCAGGGGCCCGGCCAGCCCCUGAAGAGGCCCCUGGAGCCUGAGGAGGGGCCCCUGAGCCAGCAGCAGUAUCUUACAAGGCUCCAUGAGCUCCAGUGUGCCUCAGAUACCAGUCUGGCUGACUUCACCAAGCCCCAGGCUGCCAGCUUCCCACAGGCAUCUACAGGUCUGGCAGGUCAGAUGAAGCUGAACGGAGGUAUGGAUGGCCAGCCGGUGGUGAAGAGGAGGAGAGGAAGAAGGAAGAAUGUGGAGGGAGUGGACCUGCUCUUUAUGAACAGGAACAGAGGACCAGCCGUGCCUGAAAGCGUGCCCCCGGCGUGGGGUGGUAUGAGUCAGGCUGGCACUGGGCUGUCUAUUGCCUCAGGGCAGGGUAACCCCCUAGGGGCCCGGGGCCCUAUGGACACAGAGAGCAGGGUCUCUGUCAUCAACCUGAAAGAUGGGACCCGUCUGGCCGGAGACGAUGCCCCCAGGAGGAGGGAGCUGGAGCUGUGGCUCAAAGAACACCCAGGCUUUGUGGCUGACACAGGGGCAUUCAUCCCUGGAGUGAAUAAGAGGCAGCUGGAGCAGUUCCAGCAGGAUGGUAGACCCAAGCAGAAGAGGCAUCGCUGCAGGAAUCCCAACAAGAUCGAUGUCAACAGUCUGACAGGAGAGGAGAGGGUCCAGAUCAUCAACAGGAGAAAUGCACGCAAGGUUGGUGGGGCCUUCGCCCCCCCUCUAAAGGACCUGUGUCGGUUCCUUCAGGAGAACCCAGAGUACGGGGUUCCACCAGAGUGGGCCGACGUCGUCAAGCAGUCGGGCUACCUCCCAGAGAGCAUGUUUGACCGGAUCCUGACAGGACCCAUCGUACCAGAGGAGGUGAGUCGGCGUGGACGGAGGCCCAAGAGCGCCCUGGCCAAGGCUGCAGCUACAGCCAACCAGGCGGCCCCAUCCCUGGGCCUCAACCCCCUGCUGGCCAAUGGCCUCCUCUCUGGCAUGGAUCUAUCUAGUCUACAGGCCUUCCAGCAGAACCUCCAAAGUCUCCAGUCACUGCAGCUCACUGCCGGCCUCAUGGGCCUGCCCACCGAUGCUAACAACCUGGCCGCCAUGUUUCCCAUGAUGCUCUCUGGCAUGGCUGGGCUUCCCAACCUCCUGAGCAUGGGGGGUCUGCUGGGGAAGCCCUCACAGGACGCAACAGGGGGAGCUGAGCAGAGGAAGAGGAAGAAGGGAAGCAGAGAAGGGGGAGGAGGGGAGCCCUCGUCUGCCUCCUCCAAAGCCCCCUCCUCCCAAUCACACGGCCCCUCCCACACCUCGGACACCAAAGGUGAAAGGACAGAAGGUCAAAGCAGGGACGGAGAUGGCCGCAUCCCCAGUGUCCAUUCCCCCUCUAGUUCCUCUGCCACCACCUCCACAACCACCCCACUAAGUGCUUCUGCUGCCCAGGCAGCCUCCAGUCACCCUCUGUCUCUUAACCCCUUGUUACUCUCCAGUAUGCUUUACCCAGGGAUGCUUCUCACUCCAGGCCUUAACCUUCCUGUGUCCACCACACAGCCACCACACAGUGACUCAAACAGUGACCACAAACCCCACAAGCCCACUAAGACCUCUAAGACCGCCACCUCAAAACCUCUGUCGCCAAGGAGAACACCAGAGUGUCAGGAAGAGGAGGGCCUUGGUGACAAGAGGGAAGAGUCAGGGGAACACAAGGAGGAGAACAGUGGUCCAGAAGGCUCGGGGAAGGCGGAGUCAUCUUCUUCAUCAGAGUCUGGGAGCUCUUCUUCAUCAUCUGAUGGGUCAUCGGACUCUAGCGAUGAAGACUGAGCCUAAUGAAAAUAUAAAUCUAUUUAUGGAUCUAUUAGAAAUGUACACACAUACAGUACCAAUCAAAAGUUUGGACACACCUACUCAUUCAAGGGUUUUUCUUUAUUUUGACUAUUUUCUGCAUUGUAGAAUAAUAGUGAAGACAUCAAAACUAUGAAAUAACACAUAUGGAAUCAUGUCGUAAACAAACAAUUGUUCAACAUAUUAAAAUAUAUUUUAUAUUCUUCAAAGUAGCCACACUUUGACUUGAUGACAGCUUUGCACACUCUUGGCAUUCUCUCAACCAGCUUCUCCUGGAAUGCUUUUCCAAUGGUCUUGAAGGAGUUCCCACAUAUGCUGAUCACUUGUUGGCUGCUCUUCCUUCACUCUGCAGUCCAACUCAUCCCAAACCAUAUCAAUUGGGUUGAGGUGGGGUGAUUGUGGAGGCCAGGUCAUCGGCCAGGUCAUCUGAUGCAGCAUUCCGUGACUCUCCUUGGUCAAAUAGGCCUUACACAGCCAGGAGGUGUAUUUUGGGUCAUGGUCCUAAUAGGUCUACCAAAUGCAAACCAGAUGGGAUAGCGUAUCGCUGCAGAAUGCUGUCGUAGCCAUGCUGGUUAAGUGUGCCUUGAAUUCUAUAUAAAUCACAAACAGUGUCACCAUCAAAGCACCCCCAUACCAUCACACCUCCUCCUCCAUGCUUCACUGUGGGAACCACACAUGUAGAGAUUAUCCGUUCACCUACUCUGCGUCUCACAAAGACACGGCGGUUAGAACCAAAAAUCUUACAUUUGGACUCAUCAGACCAAAGGACAGAUUUCCACCGGUCUAAUUGCUUGUUUUUCUUGGCCCAAGCAAGUCUCUUCUUAUUAUUGGUGUCCUUUAGAAGUAUUUUUUUUAUUCCAGCAAUUCGACCAUGAAGGCCUGAUGCAGUCUCCUCUGAACAAAUCAAAUCAAUCAAAUUUUAUUUGUCACAUACACAUGGUUAGCAGAUGUUAAUGCGAGUGUAGCGAAAUGCUUGUGCUUCUAGUUCCGACAAUGCAGUGAUAACCAACAAGUAAUCUAACUAACAAUUCCAAAACUACUGUCUUAUACACAGUGUAAGGGGAUACGGAAUAUGUACAUAAGGAUAUAUGAAUGAGUGAUGGUACAGAGCAGCAUACAGUAGAUGGUAUCGAGUACAGUAUAUACAUAUGAGAUGAGUGUGUAGACAAAGUAAACAAAGUGGCAUAGUUAAAGUGGCUAGUGAUACAUGUAUUACAUAAGGAUGCAGUCGAUGAUGUAGAGUACAGUAUAGUAUAUACGUAUGCAUAUGAGAUGAAUAAUGUAGGGUAAGUAACAUUAUAUAAGGUAGCAUUGUUUAAAGUGGCUAGUGAUAUAUUUACAUAAUUUCCCAUCAAUUCCCAUUAUUAAAGUGGCUGGAGUUGGGUCAGUGUCAAUGACAGUGUGUUGGCAGCAGCCACUCAAUGUUAGUGGUGGCUGUUUAACAGUCUGAUGGCCUUGAGAUAGAAGCUGUUUUUCAGUCUCUCGGUCCCAGCUUUGAUGCACCUGUACUGACCUCGCCUUCUGGAUGAUAGCGGGGUGAACAGGCAGUGGUUCGGGUGGUUGAUGUCCUUGAUGAUCUUUAUGGCCUUCCUGUAACAUCGGGUGGUGUAGGUGUCCUGGAGGGCAGGUAGUUUGCCCCCGGUGAUGCGUUGUGCAGUCCUCACUACCCUCUGGAGAGCCUUACGGUUGAGGGCGGAGCAGUUGCCGUACCAGGCGGUGAUACAGCCCGCCAGGAUGCUCUCGAUUGUGCAUCUGUAGAAGUUUGUGAGUGCUUUUGGUGACAAGCCGAAUUUCUUCAGCCUCCUGAGGUUGAAGAGGCGCUGAUGCGCCUUCUUCACGACGCUGUCAGUGUGAGUGGACCAAUUCAGUUUGUCUGUGAUGUGUAUGCCGAGGAACUUAAAACUAGCUACCCUCUCCACUACUGUUCCAUCGAUGUGGAUAGGGGGGUGUUCCCUCUGCUGUUUCCUGAAGUCCACAAUCAUCUCCUUAGUUUUGUUGACGUUGAGUGUGAGGUUAUUUUCCUGACACCACACUCCGAGGGCCCUCACCUCCUCCCUGUAGGCCGUCUCGUCGUUGUUGGUAAUCAAGCCUACCACUGUUGUGUCGUCCGCAAACAGUUGAUGUUGAGAUGUGUCUGAAUGAGGCAUUCAUUUGGGCUCUAAUCUGAGGUGCAGUUAACUGUAAUGGACGUAUCUUCUGCAGCUGAGAUAACUCUGUUUCUUCCAUUCCUGUGGCGGUCCUCAUGAGAGACCGUUUCAUCAUAGUGCUUGAUGGUUUUUGCGACUGCACUUAAAGAAACUUUCAAAGUUCUUGAAAAUUUCCGGAUUGACUGAUAUAUUUUGAUUUGUUUAACAAUUUUUGGGGUUAGUUCAUGAUUCCAUAUGUGUUAUUUCAUCGUUUUGAUGUCUUCAUUAUUAUUCUGCAAUGUAGAAAAUAGUAAAAAUAAAGAAAAACCCUGGAAUGAGAAGGUGUGUCCAAACUUUUGACCGGUACUGUAUAUAUUACACAUAUAUAUGGAUUUCCCUGCACUUACAUUGUGAUUUCUUUUCAUGUAAAUACAGAAAACGAACUAAAAUGUUGUGUAAUAAAGACUACAAAAGUGAGACAAGAAGAACCAUGACCUAGGAGAAACUGAAAUUAACUUUCAGUGUUUGUUCAAAAAGGUACAAUCUCGUUUUGAGAGACAUUUUGCAUGUCAAACUUUAGUAGAUUUCUGAACUUUGUGAGCUUGUAUUAGGCCUACACACAUUGAUGUACAAUUGCAACAAUAUGGGAAAAAGAAAUCAAAAUGGCAUUAUUGUAAUUAUCAUGUUGGGAUUUAAUUUUAUUAAAAAAGAGGAAAUAAAUAUGCGCUCUCUGCUGAGCUGUACUGUUAAUAUAUUUUGUAGUGGGAGGAAAAGACCUUGAAUAUUUAGCUUUCCUUUGUAAAUACUUUUACAGGUUUUCUUCUUGAUACUUACAGUAUACUUUGCGGAUCAUACGCUUGGAGAAGUCAGCAAUAACUCGGGCAGCUAAUGAAUGUGACUGAUGCUGUAGAUCCUUCAUCAGCCAUGCUUCUCACACAAGGGAGAGGUGUUCAGUCUCUGUUCCAAUGUCCACACUAACACAGUUAUUCAAAUGAAGAAAUGUAUUGGACAUUCAUUCUAAGUAGUAUGCUAGUGUGCAUUUUGGAAUGUAGUCUCCCCUGCCUGUCUCGCACAACCAACACACAUGGUUCUUUUGACACCGAGGUGCACUUUAGUUUCCCAUAUUACACUCGCUAGCACAUAACCAGUUGGGUCUACUCCCCAAAUGCUGCUCUCGCUGGGACAGAAAAGACACAAUUCCACCCCAGUGUUUUUGACUGCAUCGUUACCUCAGCAGAGUAUAGAAGGGAUUGAGUUCACUGCAAAUACAUCCUGUUGUGUGUGUUUUGGCAAGGCUGGCUCACUCGUCCCCGCUGGGAUCUGUGUUCUUCAUGGCAUACUCUUGAGAGCUUCCACUCGCUUAGUCUCUUCCAGUGCCUUCAGUCUGCGAGACUACCACUCACUGUGUUCUGGCUGUGUGUGUUUGUUUGCGUGGGCAUUUCUUUCCAUUUUGGCUGAGUCAGUGUGUUCUUCAGGCCAUGUACUGAUUGUGUCCCAUGCGGGCAGCAUCAAUCGGGCCAUUGUGUAUUGGUAAGGCUAGAGAAUUGGGUUCUACAACCAAAAGUGAAGUCACAUAAACAGUGACUGCUGGUAUAGUCAACAUAUACUCAACACCCCCUGAGUCAUCUUUAAUACUUUAAAAGCCCAUCAGUAUCUGUGUUCCACUCGUAGUGCCGCCUUCUGCUAUCGAGUGAGCUGAGGAAUCUCCAAUGAGCUCUGACUGUGGGUGAUGUCUGUAGUCUUCCAUUCUGAACACAGUGUGUCCCUGUUGUGUUGAAUUACCUUGCUAUCAUAAACUAGUAAUGAAGUAGCUACACCAUAUGUGUAUUGAGGGACCAGAGGGGUUUGUAUUGUCUCUGAUAUAACUAGAUUACUGAGUCAUCAAAAUUAUUUUAAUAAUUGACUGUUUAAAAGCAUAGUUUAUACAAUGAUUGCAGUGAUUCUGAAUUGGGUUGGCUAUGGUAGGUUAAGUUUAGGCUUGAGUAAGACUGAAUAUCCAGACCUUCCUUUAGAACUGAGCUGCUUUGCUGACUAUGAUAUCUCUGUUUCAUGGGAAUUGGAGGCUUUUAAGUAUUCAUUUCUAGCCUGGAAUCCAAACUGAUAUGCUGUUUCAUCACUAAACACAUUGUUCAGUCUGAUUUCACCAGGCUAGUUCAUUUCUCCAUAUGUCUUACUGAUCAAUCCACUGAUGACUGGAUCGGCAGACAGACUGAUAGAUGUAGAAGUGUCCUUACGCUCGCUGUACCUCUGUGUAUUUCACACCCUCACUUUCUCACUCAACUUCCAGUCCGUGGAUCUGAUGUGAUUUAACAGAUAGAUGUUUUAUGUUCCUUAUUUUCUACGGCUCAAUGGUGGUAUAUUUUCUUCAUUACCAUAUGACAUGGCUCAUCUGUGCUCAUCCUCGUGGUAACCAAGGGAGACACUGAGACUGGAAUUCAGUAUACCCUAAGUACCUGUUGUAAUUAUGUUUAGUGGAACAGUGCUUUCCGGAUUGAUACAGCACCGUGUAGGACAACUGUCGGUACGCGUUGGACUGCUAGGCAGGCACACAUUUGGAAAUGAUCUUGAAGAUGAAUGAGACGUUUUAUUUUACAUAGUGACAAUGAAACGUCACAACAGGUUACAUCUGUGGUAGAGACAUUCAUUUAGUCUCUUUCAGCCUUCAUUUAGCUGUUCACUGAGCCUAUAUUGAACCCAUUCAUCAACGUAUACAAGCCCACCAGACAGACAGCCCUGCCCUGUUGUCUAAACCAAGACUGAUGAAGAACCUCCACUCACUGAAAUAACAUUUACUUUAAAGAUGUUUUGUUUUCCCCAUUCACUUAUGAUGUCCUUUACCAUGGUUUCUGUGUGUAAACUCAGAGACAGCCAGGUUGUUACUCUUCCUGAAAGUCAACCUAAAUAAAUUUAACAUUGUCAGUUUGCCACUUUAGUUUGGGCUGGUUCCGACCACUAGGUCUCACAAGCCUAGUGAAUUCAAUAGAACAACCUUCAUACCUAGUCUAUCCCUAAAUGUACCAGUGCCCUUAGGCAGAAGCCCAGCCUUUGCUGCUUCCCGGUUAUAAUAUUCACCCAAAUAUGAUUGUUUUAGCAGGCUUUAUUUUCAGACCCAACAGGCAGACAACAGGCAUGGAUUCAUUCCUACUAGUGUGACAAGAAACCUGCUUAAUUUGCAAUAGACAGACCCAUAGCUCUGUUUAAGUUGAAAUGUUAGUACUGAGGGGAGAGCUGGAUUUGACUAAAGAUGGAACAAUAUAUUUGCUUUUAUUAUGUAUUUUGAUGAGAUAUUUCUAGUAGUUUGUUAUAGGUCUCCCUAUGUCACAUACAUCUACAGUGCUGAACUGACUGAUUAGAUCAGUCAUAGACUCGCCUCACUGGCACAAUGAAAUGACCAAUAUGCAACAGACAGAGACGAAUAAAGCACACACUACUACACGUUAAUUAGAAUGUUCAUUUUCGGUAAAGUAGUUGCUGAAAUUGACAAAUAGAUUAUUGGCAUUGUAUUUUUUGUUUCAAGCUUGAUAAUAUCCUAAAGUCAUCAAGUCUGUUCUUGUUUUUGUUUGCUUGUUUUUUGGACAGUUGCAAUAUUUGCAAGUUGUGGUCUGUGUAGUGGAAUAAUAUGUUGUGUAGUGGGGAGGACAAGAUGUGGUCUGUGUAGUGGAAUAAUAUGUUAUGAAGUGGGGAGGACAAGCAUCUUAAAAAGUCAUGUGUAAUUUAUUGGAUUACUUUCUAUGAAGUUAUAUAGAGGAAAUUGAAGUUUAAUUAUUUUUAUUAAACAUAUUCUGACUAUCCAUGA
Molecule: messenger RNA, 15583 nt
Organism: Oncorhynchus keta (chum salmon)
Lineage: Eukaryota; Metazoa; Chordata; Actinopteri; Salmoniformes; Salmonidae
Product: chromodomain-helicase-DNA-binding protein 9-like
Molecular function (GO): ATP-dependent chromatin remodeler activity; ATP binding; protein binding
Source: RefSeq, a predicted model, not a curated record